AUGUCUUCAGCUAUGAAUAUUCUAUCAUCAUUAACAUUUUUUGUUUUAUUUGUUUCAUUAGUUUUUUCUAAAUCGCUUAAUUUUGAAGACAAAAAUUUAAUUGAUUUAUCAAAUUUGAAGAAUGUUCUAGCAUCAGUUAUUUUAAAUGAUGAAAAAAAUAAUAAUAUCAUAAAAAAAAGACAAGAUUCUUUUAUAUCAAGCACUUUUAUAAAUAGAAAUGGACUACAAAUCAAUGGCGGUUUAGCUAAUUUAAAUACAUCAGUUAUUCAAGAACAAAAACAAAAACAAUUACCAUUAAAUUCAAUUCUUUCUCUAUUACAACAACAUUUAAAAUCUGUUUUAAAUCAACUAUCAUUUUUGAUUACGGAAUUGGAACUAGUACCAUCUAACAAUACUUUUGGAACUAUUCAAAAUGGACUUCUUUUCAUAUCUAAGUCAUAUGAAUUGAAUGAUCAAGAUCUAGCUGAUAAUUCAUUAACCGCUCAAGAUGUUCCAAGUGGAGUUAUUUUAAAUGAUGAAGUAGAUAAUCAUAUUAUAGAAAAAAGACAAAGAAGUAGUAAAACCAAAAAAAAUAGACAAAGAAAAAGAAGACAACUAACUGUUUCUAUUAAUAGCAUACUUACAAGUUUAGCUCAAUUACAACAGCAAUUAACUAAUGUUCAAGCACAAAUCAUGCAAUUGACAGCAACAACAACAACAGUAGCAACCACUACAACAACAUCAACGGCAGCAGCUAUACCAUAA
Molecule: messenger RNA, 744 nt
Organism: Strongyloides ratti
Lineage: Eukaryota; Metazoa; Nematoda; Chromadorea; Rhabditida; Strongyloididae
Exons: 2
Coding region: 1-744 (247 amino acids)
Source: RefSeq, a predicted model, not a curated record